This is a messenger RNA of Aspergillus glaucus CBS 516.65, 1827 nucleotides long. RefSeq names its product actin-related protein ArpA. The coding region runs from base 191 to 1336 and encodes 381 amino acids. NCBI's taxonomy places the organism in Eukaryota, Fungi, Ascomycota, Eurotiomycetes, Eurotiales, Aspergillaceae. The transcript is spliced from 3 exons. The record is from RefSeq and is a predicted model, not a curated record.
UUGCACACGCUUUCUGUCAACGACGACAGAAUUCAGUUUAAAUCUCAAUUGUUGACAUUAUCGCCCUUUGUCGGUUCUACGCGUUCAGUAACCCCGGCCGUGGGGCCUUCUCACACAACUAAACAACUCCGUCGGUCACCAAACUUCACAUCCGCCUUCCCUCCUCAACCUCCCUCCAUCCCCACACACAAUGGCCGAGGCAACACUUCACAACGCCCCCAUCGUCAUCGACAAUGGCAGCGGCACCAUCCGCGCCGGCUUCGCAGGCGAAGAAGUCCCCUCCUGCUACUUCCCAUCCUUCGUCGGUCGCCCAAAACACCCCCGGGUCAUGGCCGGCGGUCUGGAAGGCGACGUGUUUAUCGGAGACCGCGCGCAAGAACUUCGCGGCCUGCUGAAGAUCAGAUACCCCCUCGAGCACGGAAUCGUCACGGACUGGGACGACAUGGAAAAGAUCUGGCACUACGUCUACGAGAAUGAACUCAAGACCCUCCCCGAAGAACACCCCGUGCUGCUCACGGAGCCGCCGCUGAACCCGCGCAAGAACCGUGACGCUGCGGCACAGAUUAUGUUCGAGACGUUUAAUGUGCCUGCGCUGUAUACGUCUAUUCAGGCGGUGUUGUCGCUGUACGCGUCUGGACGGACGACUGGUGUGGUGCUGGAUUCGGGGGAUGGGGUGUCUCAUGCGGUGCCGGUGUUUGAGGGAUUCGCAAUACCGAAUAGUAUACGGCGGAUUGAUGUUGCUGGGCGGGAUGUUACGGAGCAGUUGCAGUUACUGCUGAGGAAGAAUGGACACGUUCUUCAUACCAGUGCUGAGAAAGAGGUGGUGCGGAUGAUCAAGGAGAAAGUGUGCUAUGUUUCGCUGGAUCCGAAGCGGGAGGAGAAGGACUGGAUGAAUAGUUAUCACAAGUCGGAGGCCAAGUCGGUGGAUUAUGCUUUGCCUGAUGGUUACAAGAUUAAGGUCGGACAAGAACGCUACCGUGCCCCUGAAAUCCUCUUCGACCCCGAACUCAUCGGCCUCGAAUACCCCGGUGUCCACCAGAUUGUCCAAGACGCCAUUACCCGGACAGAUCUCGACCUGCGGAAAUCGCUAUACCUCAACAUCGUUCUCUCUGGCGGUUCAACACUCUGCAAGAACUUCCCUGACCGGCUGAUGCGCGAGAUCAAGAGAUUGGCCGUGGAGGACAUGAAGAUCCGGAUUUCUGCGCCUGCAGAACGGAAGUACACUACAUGGAUUGGUGGUGGUAUUCUUGCCGGAUUGAGUACUUUCAGAAAGAUGUGGGUUAGCGCAGACGAAUGGCACGAAGACCCUGAGAUCAUCCACCGGAAAUUCGUCUAAGAACGCUUUACGUCUGGUGUCAGAAGAAGGAAAACCACCAAAAAAGUAAAAAAAGACACGAGUGAUGGAUCAACGUCUCCCUAUUUGCUCUCUUCACCUUCCAUCCACAUUACCAUCCACAACACUGGCGCUGAACUCUGACCAGCGAGAUGUCGAGCAAUCCAUGACACCGCUAACCGGGGUCUUUUUUCUGGAAUAUGAGCAGCGGCUUUUGAUACCCAUGAGAGUUAAUUCCUUCAAUUUAUGCGAGUUGAGUUUCUUGAAUCGGUGUAUUAUCCGAGCUUUCUUUGUUUUAUGUUUUAUGUCCUGGGUUCGAACGUGAUUGCCAACGCGAGGUCUUAUGUAUAGCAAUGACAUGGGCUAAACACUUGCAGUUUUCUACAUAAACUGUACUUAUCUACUGGCAAUAUUUGGCUUUGGCUGACACGAGUGUACAUACGAAUAGACAGUUAUAUUGGGAUCCAGCUUAGUAUUUCAACUGAUCCUGACCG